Messenger RNA from Homarus americanus (American lobster), 2252 nucleotides. RefSeq lists its product as uncharacterized. Bases 303 to 1490 code for a protein of 395 amino acids. Lineage: Eukaryota; Metazoa; Arthropoda; Malacostraca; Decapoda; Nephropidae. The record is from RefSeq and is a predicted model, not a curated record. The transcript has 4 exons.
GAGAAUGACAUUUCCCUUUAAAUUAAGCUCUCCGUGUGGUCCCGCAUGGUGACAUUCCUUUGUUCAUAUAUUCUGUACACAAAGUUCAGUGCGGGAGUAUGAACUAGGUGAACUAUCCAAAACUUUGUAUUAUGUAAACUAUAGUGUUUUAAGUGACUGUGUUGUUAAGUUAUGUGUUUAUUAUCCUUAUGAACAGUUUUUUGAGUGAAAGUUACUGUUACUCUCUAACAACAUUUCCUUCAACACUAACAGGACUUGGAAUUUGACCCGUGGGAGCCAGAUGAUAUUUAUCCUUUAUAAUAAUGGCUGAAAGGAAGAAGAUAGUUGUUAAAUCCACCAAGAAAAGUGCUAUAUCUAAGGUGGAAAUCAUCACUGUUGAAAGCAAUGAUGUAGCUUCUCUCACUGCACGACACCCAGUGGGUGUUGUGGUAGCUGAGAGGAGAAUUCCAUCACACAAACCAACUACAGAUCAAGAGCCAAAGCCAGUGUUUUUACCGGGAUGCCCUCUGCCUCAAGUCUUACCCCCAGAAUAUAAAACUGGUAAUGAAAUUAGUCAUACAAAGGGAAAACCAAGCACAAAAGAGUCUAAACCAAAAUUUUACAGGUCAAAAAACUAUGCAUCAGACCAUAAAUUGAGAAAGGCUGCCAAAACUGUGACCUUUAGUAUUGAUAAUGAUGUUGAAAUGGGCAGAAAAUAUAAUCCCAGGGACUAUAUGGAUUCAACUCGGGAUUCCACGUCUUUAAGACAGUUACACACUUUAAUGCCAAGUGCAGAGGAAAAAAAAUAUUACAAUGAAACCCUUCUCACUGGUCCUCCACAUUAUGUCCUUGUGUCUAAGGGAUUGAAAAAUGAAAUUGAUCCUGACUCUACUGAUAAUAGUAAUAGUAUUUCAUGGGACAGCAAUACUGCAGUGCACAACUUUUCAGAAAACUCACAUUUGCUGUCAGGUUCAGAAGAAUUAAGUUCAAGUGAUGGAAAAGAUCAAAUCAGUGUAGAUACAAAUUCUGUUGCUGUUCGUGGUAUAAAAGAUUUUAUUGAGUCAAGUGUUAGUGUAGAAACUAGUGAAAUAAGUACCUCAGACACUGUAAAUGAUAAUGGUGAGCUAGGUAUUUUUUCUGAAGCUAUCUUUGAUAAGAAAAGUCAAGAAACUUCAACAUCUGACAGCUUAAAAGAUGCUCCACUUUCACCAGAGAUUCCUCAAGUGAUUUCAGUGAAGCAUGGAAGCUUACACGUCCGUCAGAGACCUCACUUUACUGGAGAAACCAAGCACAUGCAAAAUAAAGAUAUUAAUUUGCAAAGGAAUGCUAGUGGAGGGCGCAAGGGUGAAAUCCAGAGUGUAGUCAGUGUCAGUAAAAGGAAAACAGAGAAGCAGAGAGCAACAGACAGCAGGAAUCCCUUGCCAGUGAGGUCAAGGCCCAUCAACCACCUUGGAGCUUUGGACAAAUAUUCCUCUGCUUCAAAUAAAAGGCAUAGAUUGGGUGUAUGCUGAAUACCCAGCAGCUACCGGGGGACCAGUAGCGGCAUACCAGCUGGCUGUCAUUACAGGAUGUCUUUAAUUCAGCCCGAUUAAAGCCAAGGAAUUGCGCGCCCUGGGAACUAACAUCCUUGAGAUGAACUCUCUGGCAUGCGUCGGACUGCAACCGACCUAACCGCGCUCUUCAUUUGUUGGUGUGUCACCAGUGUGACACCCUGGUGUACCCCUCGCAGUUUUAUGGGCCAAAGUAUUAUUGUUGUACCUGAUUUGGAAUAACUAGCAGAAAUAUAGUUGUCCCAUGUUGAGUAGUGAACCAUAAAUAUUGAUAUUACCAGUAAUGACGUUUGUUAUGUGGGUUGUGAGUACAUCAUUCAUAUGUACUACCAACUGAGUCCUACCCAUUAUUGUUGUACAUGGUUUGGGAUAACUAGCAGAAAUAUAGCUAUCCCAUGUUGAGUAGUGAACCCAUAAAUAUUGAUAUUACCAGUAAUAACUUAUGUUAUGUGGGUUGUGAGUACAUCAUUCAUAUGUACUACCAACUGAGUUCUAGUAAAAGUGCCAUGUUGUUCGUUCCGAAAUAACAUGAUGUUAUAAAUAAUAUGUUAAUUUGGGAUAUUGUCAAGUGUGUCAAAUAACCAUCUGUAUUGACAAUGAAAUAAUAUACAGAGUAAUGAUUGUUUAAUGUUGUAACCAAUUAUUGAAGAUUUAUUUUGCUACUUUUUUUUUUAAAUGGGAUUAGCCCACCCGGGCACAUGUCACUGACCUACAUCGGGGCCU